AUGAUAAUCUCAGACAACCUCCGUACGGCAUCUAUAUACAUCAACAACCAGCUGCUCUCCCGCGGCCUCCUGCGCGAUGGCGACACCAUUGACUUUGCCUACCCAGGCGACAACGAUGACGAGCUGGCGCACACCAUGGGUCGUAUAAUGGGGGUAGUUAACGACCUGAUCCUCCGGCGCGACCGCGACGCCGAAACCCGCGAAUCCCUCUCCCAAACCAUUCGCUCCCUGCGCGCCGAGUCCCUCCGCCAGACCACCGACAUUGUCCGGCUGUCCGAAAAGCUAACCGACUCCUCUCGAAAAACCGCUCUCGCCGAGCAGGAAGCCGCGCACGCCCGCGCCCAAUUAAAGGCCGCCGAGCAGACCGUUACCAAACUAAAAGAGGAGGCUGCCCGCCAAAAGAGCCUGGUACAGCAAACGAGAAAUGCGUGCGCGAAUGAGAUUCGCAAAAGGGAUCGCAUGAUUGAGGGGCUCAAAAAGGCGGUGGCGGAUGCGGGGAGGACGAGGGGGACUGGACAUACCAGGGGUGCUUCUAGGGACGGUGGACUAGGGCUUGGUGGUGGGGUAAUGAGCAUUGUGGUCCAAGCGGGCGACGAGUAUAAUGCUGAGGCGGGCGGCAAGAUGGGAGUUCCGCAGGGGAUGACUGGGUCAGAAGGGUACGAUCUCCGGAUGGAGACGAACGGGUUCCUUGCGGAGCUGGCCAAGGGUCUCAGCGAGGAGAAUGAGGUGCUGCUUGGGCUUGUGAGGAGGACGGUGAGGAGGAUGCAGGAGAUGAGUGGGUGGGAUGUGGUUGCUAAUGUUGUUGCGCAACAACAACAGCAGCAGCAGAAAGAUGAGGGCGGGGAUAUCAACAUGGAUGGUGUUGAGACAAGGAAGGAGGAGGGUGAUGAAGGGGAAAAGCACGCGCUGGUGAUUCCUACUAGCUGUAACGAACUGCAGCGCGACUUGGAAAACGUGCUGGAGCAUAUGCGCAUUAUCUUGACGAACCCGUCGUUUGUGCCCAUCGAGGAGGUGGUGGUGCGGGAGGACGAGAUUCACAGGUUGCGCGACGGCUGGGUCAAGAUGGAGAGCCGAUGGAAGGAGGCUGUCCAUCUGAUUGAUGGCUGGCGCAAUAGGAUGCAGGUCAGCGGUAGGCCCGUUAACGUGGAGGAGCUCAAGAUGGGUUUGCGACUUAGCCCAGUCAAGGUUAAGAACGUGGCGGAGACGGCGCAUGGGUUGCAGUUGGAGAUGCCCAGUGUUAGGGAAGAGGAGGAUGCUGAAGAGCAGGCGGAUCGCGAGGAAGUCGAGCGGUAUCUCGAAAAGGAGAAGGCCGAUGCCGCCGCUGCCGCCGCUGCCUCCACAAAUGCCUCUGGCCCAAGAUCCCGGGACAGUUCGCUUCAUCUUGUGCCGGCACCACCGGGAGGUGUGCCAGACGACCCCAUGGACGAAGACAGCGAGCAAUCGAGUAUUUUCGAGGACGACGAUCUCGACCUGGACGACCUGGAUGACGAUGAGGAGCCUAACGUGGAGGUUCUUGGGCACUCAUUGAUGCUGAGCUCCCCUCCGCCUCGCGUACCACCACAACUCAGCCCGCUCAAGGACUCGCCUGCAGCUGGCAAUAGGGGCGGGUUUGGACAGCCUAACUUUCGUCGAGGAGGCGGAGACUACACUAACAACCUGCGAGCAGCGGAAGUAGGCCCUCCUGUACCACCACACGCCGACAAGCUGCAGCAGACGAAAAAGUCCAUCCGACCAGUGCGACAACAAGAGGGAAAUGCUUCAGUGUCGGAGAGGGAACAGGCACGCCCAUCUACUGCACCAUCUACUACAUCUGCCGGUAGUAUCAAGCUGGUUAAGCCAGAGACAUCAGGACCCAAAGCUGCAUCUGCAGCGAGAAAGCGGCCAGGGACAACCACAACGACUACGUCGGCGACAGGGCCCACGGCGAGGACACGUUCACGUACACGUACUGCUGAGUUUGAUCGUGAAGCUGCUGCCCCUGUGACCAGGUCUCGGGCCCGUGAGGAAGCCGCUACAUCUGGUGGAGCCGGGAGAGCGCAGACGACAGCAACCGCGAGGAAACCGGCCGCCGAUAGGUCUAGACCACCUAUCACACGCGCUGCAACCACUACUGCGGCACCAGGACCAAGAGGCAAGAGCCAAACCCGAUCACUCACAUCAUCCGGUAAAGGCAAGGAGACCGAGAGCAAGACGGGCCCCAAGUUUGUACCCGGUCACAGGAGAACCAACUCGGAGAAGACCGCCUAUUCCACCGCCAGCGGCCCUGGCACUCCCGGGAGGGAAAGGGAAAUAGUAGGCAGUAACUCUCGACCUACCACCUCCAACGGGCUUACCAAGACAAGGGAAGCUACACUCCUCGCCCAAUCACCCAAGCUCGCACCAUCACCCAGGCUCACCAAGGGCCUGGCCACCAACAACAACAGCGAGAAUGGCAGCUCAACCGAUAGCGCGAACCGCAGCGGCGGCGGUGCCAUUUCCCAAUCACCCAUCAACCCCAACCGCUCGCCCAAGAGAACUGGCAACUCCCGUCUCCCGCUCCCUAGGACAGGGCUUGUUAACACCGCUGCCCUCCAGGCACAGCAGAGUCCACUCAACGUGGCCACCAUCGCCGCAAAGCUAGCCGCUUCUGAACGAGAAGCUGACGCAGCUCGGGUGAGGGCUAAGCUGAAGGCCAUGAAGAGAUCCGAGCAGGAGAGCGUGGGUCCUUCUCAGUCUCAGCGGUCCACCAAUGGAGCCAGCCAGAGACACAGCAAGAACCAAAGUCAGAACCAGACCCAGCCCGACGAGAACCAAAACAACAACGGCCGUGCCACACCGAUGGACAUGGACAACGACGAUGAAAAUGAAUUAAAAAUCUCUCGCCGCCGCCCCGCCACACCCGGCAGACAAUCCAAGACCCCCAAAACAGCGAGCAGAGCGGCCCGGGAAGAGGAGCUCUUUGACUUUGAACAAGAAGACGAAGAAGCGGAUGAGCUUGCCGGGCCACAAACAACAAACCAUGACUACGACAUGGGAAUGGAAAAGUUGCAUGUGCAGAAGCGCAAGAGGGAGAAGAUGAGGACGAGCAGAACGGCCAGUCGGAGGAGGAGUACCCUGAACCCGUGGGAAUUGCAGAGUUUGUUGCAGGGGAGUGUCAAUGUACCGCCGCCUAUGCCUUCGAUGCCUCCGCCGCCGCAGAACCCGAUGACGGCUGGGAUGGGAAGCGUGGGGAUGACUGAUGUUGGGAUGGAAGGUUAG
Messenger RNA from Sordaria macrospora k-hell, 3237 nucleotides. RefSeq lists its product as uncharacterized. NCBI's taxonomy places the organism in Eukaryota, Fungi, Ascomycota, Sordariomycetes, Sordariales, Sordariaceae. The record is from RefSeq and is a predicted model, not a curated record.